AGGCGGAAUUCGUCCAAGGAAUGGGUCCCCACCACGGCCCUACUGCGCAUGCUCGCCCCGUGACCCUAGCUUGAGGUGACGGCGGGAGCCAAGGCGGGGGCCCGAAGCACUGAGGCUGAGGGACCCGCCACGGCUCCGUCGUCCAAGAGGACAGAGCCCCUGGACUCCCAGGUUCCUGGCCAGGGAGGAGGAGGAAAAGGAGAAGCCUAUCUACCGGGGCUGAGCAGGCCUGAGGGCCAGGCUGUUGGUCCUGGAAUGCCCCCGCCCAAGCCCAGUGAGCAGGAGGGUGAGAACACGAAGGCCAGCCAGGAGCCAACUCCUCAGCCUGGCACAGAUGUGGUCCCAGCAGCCCCCAGGAAGCCAAGAAAGUUCUCCAAGCUGGUCCUGCUGACAGCCUCCAAAGACAGCCCCAAAGUGGCUGGGGCCAAGCGCAAAGGAGUCCAUUGCAUCAUGUCCCUGGGCGUGCCAGGCCCUGCCACCUUGGCCAAGGCCCUCCUCAAGACUCACCCUGAGGCUCAGCGGGCCAUUGAAGCAGCCCUCCAGGAGCCUGAGCAGAAGCGCAGCAAGCUGGACCCGGAUACUGACGGCCCAGAAGACAAUGGAUCAUCAGGAGUGUCUUCAGGUUCUGAGGAGGAGACCACUGUGGUUCCCAAGGAGCCCAGCGUUUCCCCAUAAUUUUGGCAACUGCUGCAGUGUGGGCUGCUCACUGCAUAGGUUACUUUUAUAAGCAAGAAGUAAAGAAGAGAGAGAAAAUAAAAGCAGCUGUAUGCUGUUUCCCACCUUC
Meriones unguiculatus (Mongolian gerbil) is the source of this 784-nucleotide messenger RNA. It is a transcript of the gene Flywch2, whose product is annotated as FLYWCH family member 2. NCBI's taxonomy places the organism in Eukaryota, Metazoa, Chordata, Mammalia, Rodentia, Muridae. Bases 256 to 675 code for a protein of 139 amino acids. The record is from RefSeq and is a predicted model, not a curated record. The transcript is spliced from 3 exons.